Molecule: messenger RNA, 852 nt
Organism: Talaromyces amestolkiae
Lineage: Eukaryota; Fungi; Ascomycota; Eurotiomycetes; Eurotiales; Trichocomaceae
Exons: 3
Coding region: 1-852 (283 amino acids)
Source: RefSeq, a predicted model, not a curated record
AUGGAGUCCACACUCGCCGAGCUCCGGAGCAUACGCCAAGCGCAUCUUGAAGUAACUUUUGAUGGGAAGAGGGGGCGGAUAGGACGUCGGCGGGAACAGAACAGAUUGAACCAAAGGGCUUGUCGGCUCAGGAAGCGUAUCCAAAACUCAACAGAGGAGAGCCAAAGUAGUGCAUCGAUUGACACCACCCCAUACGGUGUCCUUGUCCCAUCAAAAUGCACAGGAUCGACCUCCAACACAGUGACCACUCCCUACCAAACCGAUGAAGUAGUCCAUCUAUCCCUCCAACUGCCCAACUGGGUCAUCCUAACCCAACUUAAUGUCUGGCAAGCGACACUCAUCAACAGCCUCAUACUCGGAAUGUCGCACUUUUUCACAGACGAAGACCAUCCCUCUGACAAUCAUGACAAUGAUGAUGAAGAGGAUCCCGCAUAUACACCACACUACCUCUCCCCUCCCCUUUCUCUGAAAUCACCACUACCACCAUCCCUCCACCCAACACUUCCCCAACAACGCACCCCGCACUACCCCUGGAUCGAUCUAUUCCCGGACGCCGGUAUGCGCGACAAACUCAUCCAGGCCAGCCCAAGGCUCGAUGUGCAUGAUUUCUGUUCCGAUAUGCUCGGAUCAAUGCUCAACCAUCCCUCUUCCUCCCCCUCCCCCUCUUGUAGCCAGACAGGAGCGGGAUUCAUGGUUUGGGGGGAGUCGUGGCUCGUAGAGUCGUGGGAGAUGAGUGAAGGGUUUGUGCGGAAGUAUGCGUGGUUACUCGAGGAUGAGGGAUGCGAGGAAGUCAUCAGGGCUACGAAUCGAUGGAGGGAGAGGAGGGGCGAGGAGCUGCUAGUUGUUAAGUAG